AGAACUCGAUCAAUUACAAAACCGAAAAGCAACACAACAAGCCCUUGCAAUUUCAUAUAUUUCUGCAAGAUGGAUCUAACUGCUCACGGUCUAAUAGACAUCACAAUCCCAUGAACAAAAGAAUCACAAGAUUGCACAUUUACUCCUAAUUACAGCAUGGUUUAAAUUGCCACUCUCAAUACAUUAAAACGAGAAUAGGUUCGCCCCGCUAUAAACAACAUAAGUACAGAUUAAGAAAGGACUCUAAAACUAUCGAUGCGAUGCAAGAUCGUUUAUCUAUCAAUACAUGUUUAAUUAUACUAUCCUUCAGAGCUUCACUAAUGGUUUUCGUCGUAAUGUUCUACGAGAGAUUGUUUACAUGGCUGAAAGAUAUCCACAACAAAAAAGUUGUGGUAUACCUGAAAUACACGACAGCCUACUGUUUUCCUAUAAAAAUGCUAAAGAUAGCAGUAAUCUCCCCAACACUACAGAGAGAGAGAGAGACUGAGAGACUGAGAGACAAAGAUUAAACAGCAUGGAGAAGAUUCAUGUGGUUUGCAUACCAUACCCAGUUCAGAGCCACAUAAGCUCCAUGAUGAAGCUAGCAAAGAUUCUUCAUUUCAGAGGCUUUCAAAUAACCUUUGUAAACACAGAAUUCAAUCAUCAACGUUUACUAAAUGCAAGAGGGCCAGAUUCGCUUAAAGGCUUAGCUGAUUUUCGUUUCGUAACAAUACCUGACGGUCUUCCACCACCAAGCAAUCCAAAUGCCAGCCAAGAUAUCCCAACCCUGUCCAUGUCAACAAAAAAGAACUGCUUAGAACCUUUUCGAAAUCUUAUUCAUAGACUAAACGAUACUGCAUCUUCAAAUGUCCCUCCUGUGACUUGUAUCGUUUCUGAUGGUUGUAUGAGCUUCACUCUACAAGCUGCUAAAGAGUUUGGAAUUCCAAAUAUGUUAUACUGGCCAAUCAGCUUUUGUGCCUUCGUUUGUUUUCUGCACUUUCCUAAUCUCGUCCAAAAAGGUCUUACUCCACUCAAAGAUGAGAAUUACCUAACAAACGGAUAUCUAGAGACGCUAGUUGACUGGAUACCAGGUAUAAAAGAUGUAAGAUUUCGAGAUUUACCUAGCAAUUUUCGAACUACCUAUCCUAAUGAUGACAUGGUCGAUUUUUUAAUACGAGAAACUAGAAGAACUUAUGAUGCUACAGCCUUGAUUUUCAAUACCUUUGAUGCCCUGGAGAUGGAGGCUUUGGAUGCAGUCAAGUCUCAGUUGCCACUACCUCCUGUUUACGCCAUUGGUCCACUUCAUGUGCUUCUUAAUCGGAUUCCUUUAAGUGAGUCACUAUCUCUUGGAUCAAACCUAUGGAAAGAAGAUACAAAGUGUUUAAAAUGGCUGGAUUCCAAAGAACCUAACUCGGUCGUGUAUGUGAAUUUCGGCAGCAUCACAGUUACGACAACUCAACAACUCAUUGAAUUCGCAUGGGGACUGGCCAACAGUAAGCAUAAUUUUUUGUGGAUCAUAAGGCCUGAUCUGGUAGUUGGUGAGUUGGCUUCGUUACCAGCUGAGUUUAUAGAAGAAACUAAAGAAAGAGGACUACUAGUAAGCUGGUGCCCACAAGAAGAUGUCCUAAAUCACCCAUCCAUAGCUGUAUUCUUGACACACUGUGGAUGGAAUUCAACUCUUGAAAGCUUGAGUUGUGGGGUCCCUAUGAUCUGCUGGCCGUUUUUCGGGGACCAGCAAACAAAUUGCAGGUACUUGUGUAACCACUGGGGAGUCGGUAUGGAGAUCGAUAGCAAUGUUGAGAGAUAUGAAGUUGAGAGGCUAGUGAGAGAGUUAAUGGAAGGAGAGGAAGGUAAGAAUAUGAAGAAGAGAGCCUUGAACUGGAAAAAGAAAGCGGAAGAAGCCACCUCACCUGGUGGUUCCUCUUAUGUUACUAUUGAUAAGAUUGUAAGCGAAAUACUUGCUAGCAAAAUUACAGACCAAUAAACCAAAUGAUUAUCCAGGCUAAGGUAGAAUGAAACACACAGCUAGCUGAGUAUUCUUAUUUACGUUCUCCAUUCUGGUAAAAUUUCUCAGGAAAUAUGUAAUUUACUAAGUAUGAGUGUCAAAUUUGAAAUUUGUGAAGUCUAAUAAGAUUGUUAAUCAGCACUUGUGUUUA
Papaver somniferum (opium poppy) is the source of this 2135-nucleotide messenger RNA. RefSeq names its product 7-deoxyloganetin glucosyltransferase-like. The transcript has 2 exons. The record is from RefSeq and is a predicted model, not a curated record. The coding region runs from base 515 to 1963 and encodes 482 amino acids. Gene Ontology annotation, molecular function: UDP-glycosyltransferase activity. Lineage: Eukaryota; Viridiplantae; Streptophyta; Magnoliopsida; Ranunculales; Papaveraceae.